Messenger RNA from Alternaria postmessia, 3417 nucleotides. RefSeq lists its product as uncharacterized. The record is from RefSeq and is a predicted model, not a curated record. The coding region runs from base 1 to 3417 and encodes 1138 amino acids. Lineage: Eukaryota; Fungi; Ascomycota; Dothideomycetes; Pleosporales; Pleosporaceae. The transcript is spliced from 3 exons.
AUGCCCAUCGCCGUUGCUCCGGCUCCGCGCGGCCACUACUCGCUCGCGAAUGCCAUUCGGGGCAGGAGUAGAGCCGCGUCAGAGGUCGGCCCGCAGCCUCCCCAGGAAACUCAGCGCGCCCAGCUACCCAAGGCCGCCUCGUACACGUACUUCCCCCAGGUCAAGGACAUCAAUACUGAUGUGCCGGUGGUAGAACUCAGAGGCUCCGAAGACGAUGUCGAAACUGGCAAGAGCGAAGAGCGAACGUCUGAGAGCAACUCAGGUGGAUCGAGCCCCUCCUCAGAAGAGGCUCCGGACAUAGCUGGUGUGGAAAUGCCGCAACUCAGGCCCAACAAUCUCUCGCGUCGUUCCUCGCGAUUUCUCCCCUUCUCCAGCCGGAGCAGAGAACCGUCAGCUGAACGCAAGACGGACAAGAAGGCUGAACGCGGCCGGACCGAUGCUGUGAAGAAGCAACAAUCAGAGUCCCCGGCUGGCUCCCCGUCGCGCUCCCUCACCAACCUGCGGAGGAAGUCGUGGGUCAUAAAAGAGCAACCGGGAGAUUCUUCGUCGCCUGUGAAAGAAAAGAAACUCAAGAAGAAGAGUGCCACCGACAAGGAGCAGCCCACUACUACUACCACUGCUGAGCCAAACAAGCGCAAGACACCAACGACUACAACCACAACCAGCAUUCCAGAGGAGUCUGAAGCGAGAGACGUCGUGAAAGAAGACAUUCCACCGCCGGCGCCUCUCAACAAGAAGAACAAGCGCCUUAGCGGUCUCUUUGCCAAUUCAAGCAGUGCCUCCAACCUGCCCUCUGUACCCAAGUCCUUCUCGACAGAAAAACUUCCACACUACCCGCAAAACCACAAUCCAGUCAGCCCGACCCACGUUGUUCCGCCGCUACCACGCAACGUAUCCGCGGAAAAGCUCAAGGGUGUCAAGACGGAGCCUCGCAAGAAAGAUGAGCUAUGGACCGCGUUCAGGACUCUCGACGCAGAUCUGCGCAAAUUCCAAUCCAAGUCCAGUUCGCUGAAAGCAAACGUCGUCCGGACCACCCUCCUGCCUUUUCUCCGCCAAUAUACCGCACACCCUUCAAACCACAAGCUCCGGCCAGAAGAUCUCGAUCGACGCGUCAACAUCCUCAACGGAUGGUGGACCGGCCUCUUGGAACUUGUUGCAGGGCGGAACAAUCAGUCGAUAUCUGGCACAGAUCGUCCAGUCAUUUUGGAAGGAAUCGCGGCCAUCAUGGAGAGACCCGAAUGGAGACUUUACCCGUCUCCUUUCUGUGCUCUUGCAGACCGCGAAGAGACGUUGUCCACGUCUACAACCGGCUCUGCUUCGUCUAGCCAAUCCGACUUCCUCGCCGAAUCCGUUUACCACAACGUUCGAAAUAUAUUUACGCAGAACCUGCAAUCUCAGAUGUCUUUCGUUGUAGAGAAAAUGUCGUUACGGAACGCUGCAGCUAGCCUGGUCACCUUUUGUGGAAAGACGUGCGCAUAUGCUUUUUGCUUCUGCCCAGGCGUCGCCGAUGUGUUGGUGCGCCUGUGGAGUCCCUCACUCGACAUGAUGAAGCGGGUCAUGGAGGAGUCUGGUGUCUCUAAGCUAGACCGACUGGAUGCUGUCUCAGAUCGAGUUGUGGCUGCUUUCCCUCCCAUGCUUCAUUCCUUGAAGUUGCUCUCGCUCAACCGACUCUUACGCCAGUUGCACAAGCCUGUGUUGCCCCCACUCGCCAUGGCGAAUCUUGACUGGUAUGGGCUUUGGACCAAGCGCUGGUCUGGCGCUGAAAGUGAUCUUUUCUAUGUAUUUGUCAAGCAUUUCCAUAUUCUAGUCAGCGAAUUCCUGCCUGUUGAGCCCAGUCAAGCGGAGCGCAUCUGCGUGCCAGGACUCAUCAUGGUACAUGCCCAGAUAUUGGUCAACCUUGAUGCGACAAUCAACAGGAAUACCGCGCCGCAACAGCCAGUGGAGGAUCCAUCGAGGGCAGCAGACAUCACGUUCGAUGAUGUUCUAGAACCCGACGCUUCUGCCUCAAACAUCGCCCUCCCACCCGCGAAUGCUACCCGAAUGAUGCAGGAGAAUCGACUUAUUAUGCUAAUACGGGAUUUCCUUUCCGAGCGGAACUCGCAUCUUCAUAUUGCCAGGCGUAUGUUUGCCGACAGUUUUGCUCGUCUCCUCCAGGCCCAGGCGCGUAAAAUUUCCAUCUACGACAACAGUGCCUGUUACACUCUCUGUGACUUUCUCGAAGAGGCUCUCAUUAUCAUGGUCCGCUACGAACAGCACGAUAGCGAUCAACACGCGGUAAUGGAUUGGCCAUUCUGGCUUACUGUCUUCAAGGCAAUGGCCGCCAGUCAUAACACAGCUACAGAAAUCAAACUGUACGCAUUCCUCUACAGCAGCUGGUGCACGCUGUGUAUGGACGAGCGAAGAAAGAGUGGAUUGUGCCUUGACUUCCUUCUGGAACCCGCUUUCUUCGAAAGCCGGUUCAACCACUGGUGCCCUAUGGUACGGUCUUACUUUAUGCGACUGAUCUGCUGGCGGGUUGCGCGUUACGAUGGAAAUGAGACCGAUGUUGAAGUUGCCAUAAAACGAGCUUUGAGUGACCGUCUCCGGUCCAUCUGGUCUCACUACCUUUGGCUUCAAGAAGAAGCUGAGCGUAAGCAGAUCAUCUACCCGUCGACCCAGGCAUGCAAUCCUGCACCAGGCCGACGUUUCCUAAUCAUACGUAAUGAUAAUCCUGUUGUGGCCAAUAACGGCCCGUUCCUUUCGUUUGACGGCGUCGUACAAAACCCUAAUCAACGAAAGCCAACUCCGACCAGCACCACUAUCCCGGAAGCUGAGAUCCGACCAGCCUCCGCCGUGUCUGCCGAUUCAAGCGACUUUCCUGACGAGGAGUCCGGCAAGGGCAAGUGGAACAUUUUGCGAAGUCUCAUGGGAGGCAGCUCGAAGCAGACCGCGAAGGCGAAGAGCCCUGCACCAUCCAUUAAAGAAAAGGAGAAUUCGAGCAAGACAUCAUCCCCUGCCAAGUCCACGACCGAAGCACUUGCCAACACCGCAUUGGCAUCCGUUCCCGCCCCCGUAUCCAUCCCCACACAACCACCACCCUCUACCCACCGCACCUACAACUUCCGCUUCUCCCUCGAAUGGGUCGACAAGCGCUUUGGUACCUACCACAACAUGCGUCUUCAACCCCCCAAACUGCCUGCUCCCGCCCAAUCCCUGCUUCAACAAAAGGGAAUCAAUACAGAGCCUGUGUUAGCUACGCCUCCAAUUGGUGCGGCGGCCACGUCAAGUACGUAUGCUGGAAGAGCACUGGCGGAAUGGACGUUUGUUAGUCACGAAUGCCAGAACUUCUUUGAUAGGAGAAAGAAUGAAGGCGUGCCGACCAACAGGCAGGUCGAGACGCCUACGCUUAAUGUUGAGGCUUUCAGGAGGCCGGGGUAA